Messenger RNA from Plasmodium vinckei vinckei, 396 nucleotides. Its product is annotated as mitochondrial pyruvate carrier protein 2, putative. Bases 1 to 396 code for a protein of 131 amino acids. Gene Ontology annotation, biological process: pyruvate import into mitochondria. Lineage: Eukaryota; Apicomplexa; Aconoidasida; Haemosporida; Plasmodiidae. The transcript has 4 exons. The record is from RefSeq and is a predicted model, not a curated record. Gene Ontology annotation, cellular component: mitochondrial inner membrane.
AUGAAUAUAAUUAGAAAAGUUUUUUAUCCAAAUAUUGUCCCCAAAAUAAAAAAUCAUAUUGCAGGAUGCAACAUUAACAAUAAUAUAAAAAAGGCAUUCGUGUCAGACACAGGCCUCUUAUCUAUUCAUUUUUGGGCACCAACCUUUAAAUGGUCAAUAUCUCUAGCAAACAUUGUUGAUAUAAAUAGAGAUCCUAAACUUUUAUCUCUUCCACAACAAUUUGCCAUAGGAUUAACUGGAUUGUUAUUUAGCAGAUUUGCAUACGUCAUUAAACCAAGGAAUAUGAAUUUACUUACAAUUAACAUAUUUAUGAGUAUAACAGCUAUGUAUCAAAUUACGCGUAUUGCCCUAUAUAAAUAUAACAACACAAACAGCGAGAAGGAAAUUAAAGAGUAA